Molecule: messenger RNA, 4366 nt
Organism: Carcharodon carcharias (great white shark)
Lineage: Eukaryota; Metazoa; Chordata; Chondrichthyes; Lamniformes; Lamnidae
Gene: mybpc3
Product: myosin binding protein C3
Exons: 33
Coding region: 91-3915 (1274 amino acids)
Molecular function (GO): protein binding
Source: RefSeq, a predicted model, not a curated record
GAGGAAUCCGAUGCUCAAGGUUGUUCGGGGACGGAGGACAGAGAGAAACGGAGAGGUCGAAGCCGAAGCCGUUUCAGGAGCAGGAGCAAUAUGCCAGAGGUCGGGAGGAAAACAGGUUCCUCCUUCACCAAGAAACCACGCAGUGCAGUGCUGAACACAGGCAGCAAUGCCACGUUCACAGCCGAGACAGAGAAGGGGGUGGUGAAGGUGAGGUGGCAGUGGGAUGGUGUUGACAUGGUUCCCAGCGAGCGAUGGAGCAUCACCUCAGACGGGACCAGGCACACUCUGACCAUUCACUCUGUCUCUACCCUUGACAACGGUGUCUAUGCAGUCAUCGCAGGAAGUUCAAAGGUCAAAUUUGAGCUCAAGGUCAAAGAGCCAGGGAAAGCUGAAGAUGGCCCAGCAACUCCAAAUGAAGCAGAACCAGGAGUAACACCAAAACCAGAGACUGAGAAUGUUCCAGGGGCAUCCAAUCAAGAGACGGCACCAGGAGCCCUCAGUGGAGAGAAGAUUCCAGAAGCCCAGAGCACAGAGAAGUCUUUGGAAAUGUCUGGCAGAGAGAAGGCUCGCAGCCACAGUGGAGCUGGGUUAAAGAUUGGGAGUGAAGGAGCAGCUUCCCAGGAUGCCACUUCUCUGUUCCUGGAGAAACCACAGUCAGGAACAGUGAUGGUUGGGUCUGAUAUCACCUUCACCAGCCGCAUCCAAGGCACCAACAUUCUAAGGAAACCCAGUGUCCGUUGGUUCAAAGGCAAAUGGAUGGAUCUGGCCGGCAAAACAGGAGCACACCUCCAACUGAGGGAGACUUAUGAUCGCAACACCAAGGUCUACACCUUUGAGAUGCACAUCAUACAGGCAAAGACCAAUGAUGCAGGAGGUUAUCGAUGUGAAGUCAAUGACAAGGACAAGUUUGAUUGCUGCAACUUUGAGCUGGGUGUUCAUGAGGUCCCAGUGCAAGAGGAAGUGGAUAUUUUUUCUCAGUUCAGACGCACGAGCCUGGCAGCAGUGGCAGCUCGGAAAAGGAUGGGGAUCAGUGGCAGUAGUACAGAUGCAGGUGACGAAGCUGGCGAACUGGACUUCAGCGCCCUACUGAAGAAGCGAGGGGAUGUGAAGGUGGAGGAAGGGCCUAAGAUCGAUGUUUGGGAAAUCCUACAGAAUGCCCCACCGUCCCAGUAUGAGAAGAUAGCGUUCCAAUAUGGGAUUACCGACCUGAGGGGGAUGCUCAAACGUCUCAAGCGCAUGAAGAAGGAGGAGAAGAAAGGAACAGCCUUCCUGAAGAAGCUUGAAUCAGCCUAUCAGGUGGACAAGGGGCAGAGGAUGAAGCUGGUGGUGGAAGUGACCAAUCCAGUCGCAGAGGUGAAGUGGAUGAAGAAUGGGCAGGAGAUUCAGGUCAGCGGCAGCAAGUUCAUCUUUGAAAAUAUUGGGAAUAAACACAUUCUGACCAUUAACCACUGCUCAUUGGCUGAUGAUGCAGCCUAUCAGUGUGUACUCGGAGAGGAGAAGAGUAUCACCGAGGUCUUUGUGCGAGAGCCCCCAGUGCUGAUAAUUCAGCCCCUCGAGGAUCAGGCGGUGAUGGUGGGUGAGAGAGUGGAGUUUGAGCUCGAGGUGUCUGAGGAAGGGGCUCUCGUCAAAUGGGAGAGGAACGGUGAAGAACUGAAACGUGAGGAGACCUUCAAAUACCGUUUCAAAAAGGAUGGCAAGAAACACACACUUUUCAUCAAUGAGGCCACCAAGGAGGAUGCCGGUCACUACACUGCUAAAACUAAUGGAGGGCAGUCUGUGGCAGAGCUCCUGGUACAAGAAAAGCAGCUGGAGGUAUAUCAGAGUAUUGCCGAUCUGACUGUGAAAGCCCAGGAGCAGGCCGCCUUCAAGUGUGAGGUGUCCGAUGAGAAAGUCAAAGGGAAAUGGUUCAAGAACGGUGUGGAGGUCGUGCCCAGUGACAGAGUGCAAAUCACACACAUUGGCAGAAUCCACAAACUUGUGAUCGACAAUGUGAGACCACAAGAUGAGGGCGAUUACACUUUCGUACCUGAUGGGUUUGCCUUCAACCUCUCGGCCAAGUUGAACUUCCUGGAGGUUAAGAUUGACUAUGUGCCCCGUCAAGAUCCUCCCAAAAUCCACCUGGACUGUUUGGGAAGCAUCCCUGAUGCCACCAUCAUUGUCGUGGCUGGGAACAAACUCCGGCUGGAUGUGCCCAUCAGCGGAGACCCAGUGCCCACUGUCAUCUGGAGCAAGGCUGACAAGGUGAUUACAGAGAUGGAUGGGCGUGUACACGUGGAGAAACACCCUGACCACUGUGUCUUCAUCAUAGAGGGAGCAGAGAGAUCUGACCAGGGUGUCUACACCGUGCUGGUAAAGAACCCAGCUGGGGAGGAUAGAGCUGAUAUCACUGUUCGAGUGGUUGACAUCCCUGACCCACCGGAAUCCCCACGCAUCCUAACAGUCGGAGAGGAUUCCUGUACAAUCCAGUGGGACCCACCAGCAUUUGAUGGAGGCCAACCCGUGCUAGGAUAUGUUCUGGAAAGGAAGAAGAAGAAGAGUUAUCGGUGGAUGAGGUUGAACUUUGACCUCUGGAAGGAGACGACAUAUGAGGCCAAGCGAAUGAUUGAGGGUGUUGUCUAUGAGAUGAGAGUCUAUGCUGUCAACUCCAUUGGCAUGUCCCGGCACAGCUCUGCUUCCAAACCAUUUGUACCAAUAGCUCCCACGAGUGAACCCACCAACCUGACUGUGGAGGAUGUGAGUGACACAACAAUUUCCUUGAAGUGGAGAACCCCAGAGAAGGUGGGCGCAGCCGGACUGGACGGGUACCUGGUGGAGUAUUGUAAGGAAGGAUCGGAUGAGUGGCUACCUGCUCAGGAAGGAUUGAUCGAUUGUAACUCGCUCCUAAUCUGCGAUCUGCCCACGGGGGAGAAGCUACGUUUCCGAGUGAGAGCCUUUAAUAUGGCGGGAAUGAGCGGAGCAGCCUCACUGCCACAGCCUGUCACCAUCCGGGAGCUUGUGCAGCGACCCAGGAUUUGUCUCCCUCGUAGCCUCCGACAAAAGGUGGUGAAAGUGGUGGGAGAGACUGUGAACAUCAUGAUCCCCUUCCAGGGCAAGCCCAGGCCAAUAAUCACCUGGCUGAAGGACGAACAGCCCCUGGAUUCGAAGAACAUCACAAUCAGGAACAGCGACACAGACACCAUCUUCUUUAUCCGUAAGGCAGAGCGCCAGCAUUCAGGUUCUUACCAACUUCAGAUUCAGAUCGAAAAUACCAAGGACACAGCUAGCAUCUACAUCCAGGUUAUAGAUAAGCCUGGCCCCCCAGUCCAGGUGAAGGUUGACGAGGUGUGGGGAUUGAACGUGGCUCUAUCCUGGCAGCCCCCCAAGGAUGAUGGUAACUGUGAAAUCACUGGGUACACCAUCCAGAAAGCCGACAAGAAGACCAUGGAGUGGUUCACAGUAUAUGAACACUGUCGCCGUGCUCAGUGCUCUGUGUCAGAACUGGUCGUGGGGAAUGAAUAUUUCUUCAGAGUCUUCACCGAGAACAUAUGUGGCCUGAGUGAGGAGGCCAGCCAGUCCAAGGACAGUGUCUACAUCCAGAAACCAGGGAUACAGUACAAGCCACCCAGCUACAAGCAGCAUGACUUCACCGAGCCACCCAGGUUUACACGCCCGCUAAUGAAUCGUUCAGUGAUUUGUGGGUACAAUGCCACACUGAGCUGUGCCCUGCGAGGGAGCCCCAAGCCCAAGGUGAUGUGGUAUAAGAACCAGGCUGACCUGUCUGGUGAUCCCCGCUACAGAAUGUUCAGUAACCAGGGAGUGUUGAGCCUGGAGAUUCGGAAACCAAGCCCCGUUGAUGCUGGGAUCUACAGCUGCCAGGCCACUAACCCCCUGGGAGAGGCCAAGAGCGAGUGUAGACUGGAGGUCAGAGUGCUGUAGUGGUCUAUCCCAGCUUUCCAUGCAGGUUGCAGAGGCCUGGGCUGGCUGAGGCCACAGGGAGGACUGUGAUCAGCAUUGAAGGAGGAGGAAGAUGCUGAAUCUCAGCCAAGGGUUCAGGCUCAGGGUUCUCGAGCUUCAUUGCCACUCUGCCCUGAAAUCCUCGUGUGUUUAUUUUAAUAUAACCUACCUUAAACAUCUGAUAUCGCUGGGAUCACUGCAUAUCACCCUGUUGUUGCUGUGGCUGACCUUUAUUGCAUGGUUUUAUUCUUGUGUGUGUGCCUUUCUUUCACAGUUACCUCAGUACCUUUAGUGUGACACUACACAGACUGGCUGUAGAGGGGCUGUGAGAUCCCUCCUCUUCCCAGGACCAGUGUGUCCACUUUUACUCUGUGUGAAAUGCAUUGGAAAAACCCUGCACUACAUACCCUGAAAUAAAGAGGCUUCCAACCUA